UCAUGGCUGUUCGGACCUUAUAAUCCGUCAGUUCGUGUAGGAAACUGGAGCGAAGACAUUCAGUUAGAGGAGGACACCUUAAAGAACUUCUUAUACAAGAGAGAAAGAGGGGAACUUUUGAUUCAAAAAACAUAUAACCUAUUCAGCACCAUGUUAAAAAAGGUUGAGCUCUCAGUCACUCAAGAUUUUGCUGUCCACUUUGGUGACCAAGUAAUGCUGCAAUGUGCUGGUGACAAGGACCGCACUCAGUAUUUUAUCAACCAGAUUCCACGAAAUGACUGUGUUGUUGCACUCAAUGUUUCAGAUCCUAAUGUACUUUUCCAAGUACAAAUCACUGGAAAAGCUUCUGUCACAGGCAGCCAGACUAUUGAACCUAAUCAACGGACAGUUUUCAGCAUUGAAAGUGUUGGUGGGGGUCAGCUUGGUGCCAAACUGCGGUAUGGACAACCAUUUUAUCUUCGAACUGUGGGCGAACAUUCAGGAAAUUUAUACCUGUUUUCAGACAAACUCAGCUUCAAAACUGAAAAUAAAUCUCGCCACCAGGAGCUAUUACUUGUUCCAGAACCCAGUUUUCUGACACAGUGGAUGUGCCUUUACCGCAACCCUUUACUUCGACUGGAAUAUGAGCAUGAACCAGUGAUGGCCAAUGACGAGCUGAUUAUAGUGCACUGUAAGACAAAUCAGGCCCUUGCUGUAGAAGGGAAAUAUCUUUCAAGGACCCCUUUUGGAAGGGAAUAUGAACUCGCAGUUUGGACAUAUCUAAACUCUCAUAAAGCAGAGGAACCACAGAAUCACUGGAUGAUAGUCAUGUCUGUGCCUGGCAGCACUGUGCGUCCAGUUCCAGAUCAAGGAAAGCUGCAUGAGACAGUUUCAUGAAUUUCAUGCACAUGGGUGAUGCACUCAAGGCAGGAAAAAAUAAGAAAAUAUAAUGUCAGUUUUAAAGUGCAACUCUGUUGUGAAACUAAUUAGUCACUCUGUUGCAUUUCAUACACUACUUAAAAGUCUGCAAUAUACAUGAUGCCACCCCUACUACAAUCCCUAUGUGAGAUUUCAUGGAAAAAAAUAAUAAGAACAAAAAUGUUGCAUUACUGUAGAGAACAGCACAUGUUAGUGUAUUUGAAUGCAUGUAUGUAACAGAAAAGAAACAGAUGACAUUUAAAAAUAUUUUGAGUAUACAACAUGUAAGAAUGCAUUAGGGUGUAUGCUAUAUUAUAGCAGUUUAUCUGCACAUCCAAAUAAUGGAAAGCUGACAUUUUUUUUCUGAGCACUUAUAGAAACACCAAUAUUACUUUUUCAACAAUUUAUUCAAUGUAUUUAUCAAUAAUACAGCGUUCAGUUAAAAAAAUAUCUUUAAUAAAUCAUUUUACUUCUCUUGAUACUUUACAUUUUGUGGUAGCCGGCAAAUGUUUUAUUGUUGCCAACAUCAUGUUUGUAUGAAACAUGCUGCAAUAGAUUUUUCUUACAUUUGUUAAGAUACUACCUUAACACUAUUGAUGAAGGAUUGGCGUGAAUUGAUGGCCUCGCUGUCCCCCCAUCCACACACAGAACAUGUACAUUCCAGAAGCAUAUAUACAUAUUGCAUGAGGUCCAAAUUUGAAAGACACCUAGAAAACUGUACACAACUCAACUCACACUUUCAUACAUUUAUGCAGAGGGUUUGAAUUAUGCUUGUACUGUAUGUACUAAAUAAACACUACCCUUUGGUG
Molecule: messenger RNA, 1706 nt
Organism: Pomacea canaliculata
Lineage: Eukaryota; Metazoa; Mollusca; Gastropoda; Architaenioglossa; Ampullariidae
Product: cilia- and flagella-associated protein 161-like
Exons: 7
Biological process (GO): cilium assembly
Cellular component (GO): motile cilium
Source: RefSeq, a predicted model, not a curated record